Molecule: messenger RNA, 1839 nt
Organism: Limulus polyphemus (Atlantic horseshoe crab)
Lineage: Eukaryota; Metazoa; Arthropoda; Merostomata; Xiphosura; Limulidae
Gene: mael
Product: protein maelstrom homolog
Exons: 14
Coding region: 159-1664 (501 amino acids)
Biological process (GO): piRNA processing; spermatogenesis; negative regulation of DNA-templated transcription
Cellular component (GO): nucleus; P granule
Molecular function (GO): sequence-specific DNA binding
Source: RefSeq, a predicted model, not a curated record
GAUACAUAGUUGUGUUCUGGACUGUUCUGGUUUGAUUUGUUGUUAGAAAGUAACUAUGUUUACUUUAGUUUAGAAGUGUUUAAACCCUGUGUGUGUGUGUGCUAUUAAAUUGUAACUAAUUUUUAUUUGAGGUCAUAAGAAAAAAUUAAACAAUCAUUAUGCCGAAGAAAAACAAGAAUGCAAAGAAUCCGUUUUCUUUUUUUAUGAAAGAACUUCAACAAGAAAUGCAGAUACAAGGUCAAUUCAUUCCUAUGAGUGAGAUGCCCAAAAUUGCUCAUCCAAAAUGGGCGAUGAUGAUGCCAGAGGAGAAGUACAAAUAUGAAAUCAUGGCUAAGGAAUAUAAAGAAAAUAAGAGAGGAAGAAUGGAAGGAAAGUACACGUGUGAUGGUUUUCUGAUUGAUGAGUUAAUGAAAGAAGAAGAAGAAGAGCAGAGAAAAGAGCAGAAAAUGCUCAGACAUAUAAAGAUGGUAAUUGAACAGAUGGGGAGUCCACAAGAUGUUGCAGAUGAAUUGUUGUAUAUCAGCUGCUCUAAUAUUCUCUGUAUGACUAAUGAAAACGUAUAUAUUCCAUUGGAAAUUGGUAUUGUUGAAUAUUCCAUAAGAAGAGGGAUAAUUAGAAGAUUUCACAAGUUUAUUAAUCCAGGUACCAUACCUACAGGGUAUACAGGGAAAGCCAAAGAACAUAGUGAACAAUAUCAUCAGAUUCCUAUAUUUAACUUUAAUCAAGGGGAUGAAAAUUAUCUUGGAACUUAUCUUCAAAUAAAAAAAUUUGUUAAUCCAGAUGAAUUGGAUCCUUGCCCUCCAUUAUUUUGUCCUUCAGAUCAACUUUCUCAAACGAAAGGAUGUUUAAAGUGGCUGCAUGAGCAAGCAUAUGAACGAGGUCAUCAAACACUAGCAUGUUGGGAUUUAACAGUCUUGUUGUUAGAAUUGCGAUUGAAGGUCAACCAACCAAUUCCCAAAGUAGUGGCAGAAGAUUACUUAACUAAAACAACAUUUGAUUAUAUUCCAAAAACAAGGUGUGAAUUCCAUGAAGAACUCGAUAGUCCGCACUGUGCUCUGGGCAGAGCUCAAAGAUUAUGUUUUAUGUUGUCUGAUGCUAUAUGUAAAUAUUAUGAUGUAGAGCCAACCCUGAAUCAUUUACCUCCAAGAGAAUUUGAAUCUCAAAAUUUUACAAGAAUGAUCCCAAAACUUCCUGAACCAAAACCCAUGAUAAACAAGAUAAAUGUUCCUGUAAAACCUGUGACAGAACACCAAUUCAAGACAGUAGUUUCAAAUGUGAAGAGCAAGUUUGUUGAAGAUGAUAAUAUGCAUAUUGUCAACAGUGUUGCAGUGAACCCAAGACCACUUGACAGAGGAGCACUUGGAGCUGUAGGUGGACCAAAAGAGUUUGUGACUGUGGCUACUCCUCAAUAUGUAACUCCUCCAGCUGUUGAUAAUCCAAAUGAGUUCCCAGCACUAGGCAUGUCCAAAUUGAAUCUCGACAAAUCGAGCUCUGCAACUGGCAAACAAUAUGCAAGCGUAGCUGGAAGAGGACGCUUAUUAGCAGCUAACUUCAUGCAACCACAGACAUCCACUAAGCCACCAGAUUCAUUAAGACAACCUAAAACUAUCCCACAGGCACUCAGUGCUGGUAUUGGACGUGGAAAACCAUUAAAAAGUGAGUGAAUGAUGAACAAUCAUGGUAGUUAGUCGAUCUGGUCUUUUUCGGUGCAGGAACUUGGCUGUUAUGUUUUUAUAGACAAAACAAGUGGGAAAAUAUUUCUUUUAGUAAAUGUAUUAAUUUCUUUUUCUUAUAUUUUAUAAAUGUUCAUUUGAGAAAAUGUUUAAAUGUGUGUUAUCU